Molecule: messenger RNA, 6493 nt
Organism: Pieris brassicae (large cabbage white)
Lineage: Eukaryota; Metazoa; Arthropoda; Insecta; Lepidoptera; Pieridae
Product: mucin-2-like
Exons: 2
Coding region: 84-6437 (2117 amino acids)
Source: RefSeq, a predicted model, not a curated record
UUGCCUAUUUCGUGGUGUGCGACUCGUGUGUGCCUUACAAUUUCGAGUAUGGUUAUAGUGACAAUUUUACAAACACAGUUGGUAUGUGUAAUGGCCUGCCAAUGUGGAACCUUCAGACAUACUCAGAUAUAGGAUUAGAUCCUCCGCAUUGGCUAAGUGAGCAGUUUGUUUCACCAAAUAGGCGUUUGAGUUGCGUCGCUUCUUUUACUUUUGAAGGAAGUGAAAGAGGACAUCUAGAUAUCAAUGCAUAUAUGGAGUCAAGUGAGCAAGAUCAAAUCACAAUUAUGGCUAAUGCAGUGAGGCAGAUUGGUGAUGCUACUGUUGGUAGCGCUAUGUUGGGGCCUAUGGUCACGCCAAACUUUUAUUCGGGCUGGCAUAAGUUACGAAUCGACAUUAUGGAAGGUUCAGGAAAUUUUACCGGAUAUAUAACAAUGCUUGGGAUAGCUGCUUCUAAUUCUAUUGUAUUAAUCGACUCAUUUCGAUACAUUCCUCCAGAUUUCGAUGGAGAAUGUAAUAUUUAUGAAGAUACUAUAACUACUCCCACUACACCUGAGGAUACCCCCUCAACACCAGAAGACACACCAUCCACACCUGAAGAUACUCCUUCUACACCUGAAGAUACACCAUCUACACCCGAAGAUACCUCCUCAACAACAGAAGACACACCGUCCACACCAGAAGACACACCCUCCACACCUGAAGACACACCGUCCACGCCUGAAGAUACUCCUUCUACACCUGAAGAUACGCCAUCUACACCUGAAGAUAAUCCUUCAACACCAGAAGACACACCAUCCACACCUGAAGACACACCGUCCACACCUGAAGAUACACCAUCUACACCUGAAGAUACCCCCUCAACACCAGAAGAUGCCCCCUUAACACCAGAAGACACACCGUCCACACCUGAAGACACACCAUCUACACCUGAAGACACACCGUCCACACCUGAAGAUACACCAUCUACACCUGAAGAUACCCCCUCAACACCAGAAGAUGCCCCCUUAACACCAGAAGACACACCGUCCACACCUGAAGACACACCAUCUACACCUGAAGAUACUCCCUCAACACCUGAAGAUAAUCCUUCAACACCAGAAGACACACCAUCCACACCUGAAGACACACCGUCCACACCUGAAGAUACACCAUCUACACCUGAAGAUACCCCCUCAACACCAGAAGAUGCCCCCUUAACACCAGAAGACACACCGUCCACACCUGAAGACACACCGUCCACGCCUGAAGAUACUCCUUCUACACCUGAAGAUACGCCAUCUACACCUGAAGAUAAUCCUUCAACACCAGAAGACACACCAUCCACACCUGAAGACACACCGUCCACACCUGAAGAUACACCAUCUACACCUGAAGAUACCCCCUCAACACCAGAAGAUGCCCCCUUAACACCAGAAGACACACCGUCCACACCAGAAGACACACCCUCCACACCUGAAGACACACCGUCCACGCCUGAAGAUACUCCUUCUACACCUGAAGAUACGCCAUCUACACCUGAAGAUAAUCCUUCAACACCAGAAGACACACCAUCCACACCUGAAGACACACCGUCCACACCUGAAGAUACACCAUCUACACCUGAAGACACACCCUCCACACCUGAAGAUGCCCCCUUAACACCAGAAGACACACCGUCCACACCUGAAGACACACCAUCUACACCUGAAGACACACCGUCCACACCUGAAGAUACACCAUCUACACCUGAAGAUACCCCCUCAACACCAGAAGAUGCCCCCUUAACACCAGAAGACACACCGUCCACACCUGAAGACACACCAUCUACACCUGAAGAUACUCCCUCAACACCUGAAGACACACCGUCCACACCUGAAGAUACACCAUCUACACCUGAAGAUACCCCCUCAACACCAGAAGAUGCCCCCUUAACACCAGAAGACACACCGUCCACACCUGAAGACACACCGUCCACGCCUGAAGAUACUCCUUCUACACCUGAAGAUACGCCAUCUACACCUGAAGAUAAUCCUUCAACACCAGAAGACACACCAUCCACACCUGAAGACACACCGUCCACACCUGAAGAUACACCAUCUACACCUGAAGAUACCCCCUCAACACCAGAAGAUGCCCCCUUAACACCAGAAGACACACCGUCCACACCAGAAGACACACCCUCCACACCUGAAGACACACCGUCCACGCCUGAAGAUACUCCUUCUACACCUGAAGAUACCCCCUCAACACCAGAAGAUGCCCCCUUAACACCAGAAGACACACCGUCCACACCUGAAGACACACCAUCUACACCUGAAGACACACCGUCCACACCUGAAGAUAAUCCUUCAACACCAGAAGACACGCCAUCCACACCAGAAGACACACCGUCCACACCUGAAGACACACCGACCACACCAUCUACACCUGAAGAUACACCAUUUACACCUGAAGAUACCCCUUCAACACCUGAAGACACACCAUCUACACCUGAAGACACACCGUCCACACCUGAAGAUACACCAUCUACACCUGAAGAUACCCCCUCAACACCAGAAGAUGCCCCCUUAACACCAGAAGACACACCGUCCACGCCUGAAGAUACUCCUUCUACACCUGAAGAUACGCCAUCUACACCUGAAGAUAAUCCUUCAACACCAGAAGAUGCCCCCUUAACACCAGAAGACACACCGUCCACACCUGAAGACACACCAUCUACACCUGAAGACACGCCAUCUACACCUGAAAAUACACCCUCAACACCAGAAGAUAAACCUUCUACACCUGAAGAUACACCAUCUUCACCUGAAGAUACACCCUCAACACCAGAAGACUCGCCGCCCACACCAGAAGACACACCGUCCACACCUGAAGACACACCAUCUACACCUGAAGAUACCCCCUCAACACCAGAAGAUGCCCCCUUAACACCAGAAGACACACCGUCCACACCUCAAGACACACCAUCUACACCUGAAGAUACUCCCUCAACACCUGAAGAUACACCAUCCACACCAGAAGACACACCAUCCACACCUGAAGAUACACCAUCCACACCUGAAGAUACUCCUUCUACACCUGAAGAUACGCCAUCUACACCUGAAGAUAAUCCUUCAACACCAGAAAAUAAACCUUCUACACCUGAAGAUACACCAUCUUCACCUGAAGAUACACCCUCAACACCAGAAGACACGCCGCCCACACCAGAAGACACACCGUCCACACCUGAAGACACACCGUCCACACCUGAAAAUACACCAUCUACACCUGAAGAUACCCCUUCAACACCAAAAGAUACACCGUCUACACCAGAAGACUCGCCGCCCACACCAGAAGACACACCGUCCACACCUGAAGACACACCAUCUACACCUGAAGAUACCCCCUCAACACCAGAAGAUGCCCCCUUAACACCAGAAGACACACCGUCCACACCUCAAGACACACCAUCUACACCUGAAGAUACUCCCUCAACACCUGAAGAUACACCAUCCACACCAGAAGACACACCAUCCACACCUGAAGAUACACCAUCCACACCUGAAGAUACUCCUUCUACACCUGAAGAUACGCCAUCUACACCUGAAGAUAAUCCUUCAACACCAGAAAAUAAACCUUCUACACCUGAAGAUACACCAUCUUCACCUGAAGAUACACCCUCAACACCAGAAGACACGCCGCCCACACCAGAAGACACACCGUCCACACCUGAAGACACACCGUCCACACCUGAAAAUACACCAUCUACACCUGAAGAUACCCCUUCAACACCAAAAGAUACACCGUCUACACCAGAAGACACACCGUCCAGACCUGAAGACACACCGACCACACCAUCUACACCUGAAGAUACACCAUCUACACCCGAAGAUACCUCCUCAACAACAGAAGACACACCGUCCACACCAGAAGUCACACCAUCUACACCUGAAGAUACCCCUUCAACACCAGAAGACACACCAUCCACACCAGAAGACACACCGUCCACACCUGAAGACACACCGACCACACCAUCUACACCUGAAGAUACACCAUCUACACCUGAAGAUACCCCUUCAACACCAGAAGAUACACCGUCCACACCUGAAGAUACACCAUCUACACCUGAAGAUACCCCCUCAACACCAGAAGAUGCCCCCUUAACACCAGAAGACACACCGUCCACACCAGAAGACACACCCUCCACACCUGAAGACACACCGUCCACGCCUGAAGAUACUCCUUCUACACCUGAAGAUACCCCCUCAACACCAGAAGAUGCCCCCUUAACACCAGAAGACACACCGUCCACACCUGAAGACACACCAUCUACACCUGAAGACACACCGUCCACACCUGAAGAUAAUCCUUCAACACCAGAAGACACGCCAUCCACACCAGAAGACACACCGUCCACACCUGAAGACACACCGACCACGCCAUCUACACCUGAAGAUAAUCCUUCAACACCAGAAAAUAAACCUUCUACACCUGAAGAUACACCAUCUUCACCUGAAGAUACACCCUCAACACCAGAAGACACGCCGCCCACACCAGAAGACACACCGUCCACACCUGAAGACACACCGUCCACACCUGAAAAUACACCAUCUACACCUGAAGAUACCCCUUCAACACCAAAAGAUACACCGUCUACACCAGAAGACACACCGUCCAGACCUGAAGACACACCGACCACACCAUCUACACCUGAAGAUACACCAUCUACACCCGAAGAUACCUCCUCAACAACAGAAGACACACCGUCCACACCAGAAGUCACACCAUCUACACCUGAAGAUACCCCUUCAACACCAGAAGACACACCAUCCACACCAGAAGACACACCAUCCACACCUGAAGACACACCGUCCACACCUGAAGAUACACCAUCUACACCUGAAGAUACCCCCUCAACACCAGAAGAUGCCCCCUUAACACCAGAAGACACACCGUCCACACCAGAAGACACACCCUCCACACCUGAAGACACACCGUCCACGCCUGAAGAUACUCCUUCUACACCUGAAGAUACCCCCUCAACACCAGAAGAUGCCCCCUUAACACCAGAAGACACACCGUCCACACCUGAAGACACACCAUCUACACCUGAAGACACACCGUCCACACCUGAAGAUAAUCCUUCAACACCAGAAGACACGCCAUCCACACCAGAAGACACACCGUCCACACCUGAAGACACACCGACCACGCCAUCUACACCUGAAGAUAAUCCUUCAACACCAGAAAAUAAACCUUCUACACCUGAAGAUACACCAUCUUCACCUGAAGAUACACCCUCAACACCAGAAGACACGCCGCCCACACCAGAAGACACACCGUCCACACCUGAAGACACACCGUCCACACCUGAAAAUACACCAUCUACACCUGAAGAUACCCCUUCAACACCAAAAGAUACACCGUCUACACCAGAAGACACACCGUCCAGACCUGAAGACACACCGACCACACCAUCUACACCUGAAGAUACACCAUCUACACCCGAAGAUACCUCCUCAACAACAGAAGACACACCGUCCACACCAGAAGUCACACCAUCUACACCUGAAGAUACCCCUUCAACACCAGAAGACACACCAUCCACACCAGAAGACACACCGUCCACACCUGAAGACACACCGACCACACCAUCUACACCUGAAGAUACACCAUCUACACCUGAAGAUACCCCUUCAACACCAGAAGAUACACCGUCUACACCAGAAGACACACCGUCCACACCUGAAGACACACCGACCACACCAUCUACACCCGAAGAUACCUCCUCAACAACAGAAGACACACCGUCCACACCAGAAGACACACCAUCUACACCUGAAGAUACCCCUUCAACACCAGAAGACACACCGUCCACACCAGAAGACACACCAUCUACACCUGAAGAUACCCCUUCAACACCAGAAGACACACCAGAAGACACACCGUCCACACCAGAAGACACACCGACCACACCAUCUACACCUGAAGAUACACCGACCACACCAUUUACACCCGAAGAUACUUCCUCAACAACAGAAGACACACCGUCCAUACCAGAAGACACACCAUCUACACCUGAAGAUACCCCCUCAACACCAGAAGACACACCAUCCACACCAGAAGACACACCGUCCACACCUGAAGACACACCAUCUACACCUGAAGAUACUCCCUCAACACCUGAAGACACACCGUCCACACCUAAAGAUACCCCCUCGACACCAGGAGAGCCAACGACUAUUCCAGUAUUGAUAGAUCCCUACAGCUUUUGGAAUCCCUCCACAAUAACAAUGGUGGUAUUAAUAGCGUUAAUAUUUUUUCUACUUGUUUCAAGUAUUUGCUUCUAUUUAGGCAUGAAAAGAGGUCGAAGUAACAACAUCGUAAUAUUGCCAGAAUUUGAUGAUUUACCAAGAUCAAUUGUUAUACCACGAGUUGACAGAAUUGGGAACCCUUCAAUAAUGCCCUAUUUAGCGUAGUUAUAAACAUAAGGUAACAAGAUCUUUAUUUAGUUUAAUUUUUUUUUAUAAUGUGA